Messenger RNA from Kockovaella imperatae, 1384 nucleotides. Its product is annotated as dehydrogenase. The transcript has 12 exons. Bases 88 to 1344 code for a protein of 418 amino acids. Gene Ontology annotation, cellular component: cytoplasm. Gene Ontology annotation, molecular function: nucleotide binding; oxidoreductase activity. Gene Ontology annotation, biological process: NADPH regeneration. NCBI's taxonomy places the organism in Eukaryota, Fungi, Basidiomycota, Tremellomycetes, Tremellales, Cuniculitremaceae. The record is from RefSeq and is a predicted model, not a curated record.
UCAAGAACAGGAGGCAUACAUCUUUGUUCAUUCUCUCCAGAAUCCUGACUGCUACUCAGAUCAACCAUCGCAUCGUCCAGCAUCACCAUGACUGACCAACUUCCUCCCAUCUCUGUCGGACUGAUGGGUACCGGUGAAUACACCACCGGAAUCACCCCAUCUGGACAGUCAAAAUCAGACAAGAAGAUCGGCGUUGUCGGAGUCACCAUGUUUGAUCUGCGACGACGAGGCAAAGUUACCGACAUCAUUAUGGCCGGGACCAACGGAGGCAAGUUCCCGGAGAUCAAACAGCACUUCCAGAAGAAUAUCGGGGACGUGUACAAGGGUCUUGACCUCUCAUUCAGAGGUUUCCCAGAGGGCAACCUGCGAGAUGCCGAGGCUUACAAGAGCGCACUUCGUGCUCUGCCAAAGGGCUCGGCUGUGAUCAUCUUCACUCCCGACUCGACUCAUUUUCCCAUCGCUGCUGAGGCUCUGAACCUGGGCCACCACGUUCUUGUCACCAAGCCAGCGACGCAAAAGCUCGAGGAUCAUCAAAAGCUCAUCGAGCUUGCUGAAGAGAAGGGGCUGGUCUGCUUCGUUGAGCACCACAAGCGAUUUGACCCCGCAUACAACGACGCCCGAGCCCGGGCACAGAAGCUCGGAGACUUCAACUUUUACUGCUCAUACAUGUCGCAGCCGAAAUUCCAGCUCGAAACGUUCAAGUCGUGGGCAGGUAUCGACUCUGAUAUCUCCUACUACCUCAACUCGCACCACAUUGAUAUUCACUGCUGGAUGGUUGAAGGACGAUACAAGCCCACCAAGGUGACCGCUUCCGCCACCACUGGCAUUGCCACAUCGAUGGGAUGCGAUCCCAAGACCGAAGACACGAUCACCUUGUUGGUCGACUGGCAGAAUCUCGAGGACUCUAAGCAGAGAGGCACCGCCGUCUACACUGCCUCUUGGGCCGCUCCUCUCAAGGCCGGAGUCCAUUCGGAGCAGAGACUUCACUACAUGGCCGCAAAGGGAGAGAUCAGGGUUGACCAGGCUCACCGAGGCUACAGCGUGGUCGAAGACGAUAUUGGCAAGCUCGACUAUAAUCCAUUCUACGUCAAAUACUCCCCCGACGAGAACGGCUUCUUUGAUGGUCAAAGAGGUUACGGCUACUUGUCUCUUGAGAAGUUUAUCGAUGCCGCUCGAUCCGUCUCGGCUGGUCAGUCCAAAGCUAGCGACUACGAAGGCAAGGGUUUGCCAACGGUCAAGGCAGUGGUUCUCACAACUGCGAUCAUUCACGCUGGCCGAAUCUCGCUCGACGAGAAAAGGAGCGUGGAAAUUGUAGACGAGAAUGGGAAAUGGAAGCUCGUAUGAGAGCAUGUAGAGAUCUGUAUGCAAAAGUGAUCCAUCGCCG